AGAUAGAAAUAACGUGGCGCCGUUUUAGACGCUGGGGGCGGUGCAUAGCCUCUUCCUCAGACUCCGGCCCAGCUUGCGCGACCUCCACAGCGGCUUCUGAGGCGACCCGCAGAGCGCGUCAGGAUGGCCGAGGAAAAGAGUGAAAAACUAGUGCUGGAGGAAACUGCGUAUGAAGAAAUAGAAAGGGAUUUUCAGGAGGUUCUCAGCGAACUUACAGGGGACAAAAGUUUGGAGAGAUUUAGGGUUGAAUAUGAGAAGCUUCAUGCUGUCAUGAAAAAGUCUUAUGACAAUGAAAAGCGUUUGAUGGCCAAGUGCAGAGAGCUGAAUGCGGAGAUCGUGGUUAAUUCUGCGAAGGUCGCCACUGCCCUGAAGCUCUCUCAGGAUGAUCAGAUCACCAUCACAUCCCUGAAGAAGGAAAUUGAAAAGGCUUGGAAGAUGGUGGACUCAGCCUAUGACAAAGAGCAGAAGGCAAAGGAGACGAUUCUUGCCCUGAAAGAGGAAAUAGUGAACCUAAGCAAACUAGUCGAGCAAGGGUCUGGACUCUCCAUGGACCAGGAUAGCAAUAUCCGAGAUUUGCUGAAGUUCAAAGAAGAAGUGACAAAAGAGCGAGACCAACUCUUCUCAGAGGUGGUGAAAUUACGAGAGGCCUUAGCUCAGACCACUGAACAGCAACAAGAAAUGGAGCGGUCCAGGGAAGAGGCCGAGCAGACCAUCAGUCAGUUCCAACAAGAAAUCCAGCAACAUCAGAACGAAGCUUUGCGGGAGACUCGGAAGAAGGAAAAACUAGAGAAAGAGCUCAAGCAGAUUCAGACGGACAUGGACACCAGGCAGACAGAAAUCAAGGCCCUGCAGCAGUACGUGCAGAAGAGCAAGGAGGAGCUUCAGAAGCUGGAGCAGCAGCUGAAGGAACAGAAGAUACUGAAUGAGAGAGCUGCAAAGGAGCUGGAGCAGUUUCAGAUGAGAAAUGCUAAACUUCAGCAAGAAAACGAACAGCAUAGUUUGAUCUGUGAGCAGCUAUCCCAGGAAAACCAGCAGAAGGCGUUGGAGCUCAAAGCCAAAGAGGAAGAAGUCCAUCAGUUGCGCCUUGAGAUUGGGAAGCUCAACAAAAUCAGAGAACAAAUCCAUAAGAAAUUGCACCAGAUUGAAAGUCAAAAGGGAGAAGUGGAACAGCACAAGGAAACCCUGAAAAAUCAGAUCUUGGGAUUAGAGAGAGAGGUGGAGGCUUCCAAGAAACAAGCAGAACUUGAUAAGAAAGCAGUGGAUGAGCUUCUGAGAGAAAGGGACCUAUUGAAUAAGAAUAUGCUUAAGACGGUCAGUGCAACCCAGAAACAGAUAGACCUGGUGAAGCUCCACGAACAAGCCAGGAGAAACCUGGAGGAAGAAAUCCAGAACUAUAAAGAAGAGGCUCAGAAGCAGAGAAAGAUUAUCUUUCAACUGGAAAAGGAGCGAGAUCGGUACAUCAGUGAAGCCAGUGACCUUACCCAAAAGGUCCUCAUGAACAUGGAAGGCAUAAAAGUCCGUGAAAUGCAGAUUUUUGACUACAGGAAAAAAAUCGCUGAAUCAGAGACUAAAUUAAAACAGCAACAGAACCUGUAUGAAGUUGUGCGGUCAGACAGGAAUCUGUAUAGCAAAAAUCUGGUUGAAGCUCAGGAUGAAAUAAUGGAAAUGAAUAGAAAAUUAAAGAUUAUGACUCAUCAGGUAGAUCAAUUGAAAGAAGAAAUCUCAGCCAAGGAGUCAGCACUUGCGAAGCUACAUCUGGAACAACAGCACAUAGAAAAGGAGAAGGAAACGUUGAAGGCUGAGCUGCAGAAGCUGAGACAACAAGCAUUGGAGACCAAACACUUCAUUGAAAAGCAGGAAGCCGAAGAGAGAAAACUCCUGCGAAUCAUUGCCGAGGCUGAUGGGGAGAGGCUGAGACAGAAGAAGGAGUUAGACCAGGUCAUCAGUGAGAGAGAUAUCCUUGGGUCACAGCUAGUCCGGCGCAAUGAUGAGUUGGCUUUGCUCUACGAGAAGAUCAAGAUCCAGCAGUCCGUGCUGAAUAAAGGCGAGAGCCAGUACAACCAGAGGUUGGAGGACAUGAGAAUCCUCAAACUUGAGAUCAAGAAGCUUCGCUGGGAAAAGGGGAUUCUUGCCAGGAGUGUGGCUAAUGUUGAUGAACUCAGGCAGGAGCUUUUUCACACGCAAAGGGAAUUCCUGAAGGAGAGGACAAGAUGCCGAGCCCUGGAGGAGGAACUGGAGAACCCCAUGAAUGUGCACAGAUGGAGAAAGCUCGAGGCCAGUGACCCCAGUACCUUUGAGCUGAUACAGAAAAUUCAUACCCUGCAGAAGCGUCUCAUCAGCAAGACAGAAGAGGUGGUUGAAAAAGAGCUGCUCCUUCAGGAAAAGGAGAAACUGUAUGUGGAACUAAAGCACAUCCUGGCCCGGCAGCCUGGGCCUGAGGCUGCAGAGCAGCUACAGAUCUACCGCCACACGCUGCGGGAGAAGACCAAGCAGCUUAAAGUUUUGUCUUCAGAACUGAAUAUGUAUGAAUCACAGAGCCAAGAAUAUAAGUAUGAGAUCGAGAAGCUUAGCAAUGAACUGCUGAACUUAAAGAAGAAAUACCUUGCUCAGAAACGUAAAGAAUACAUUCAGAAGAACAAGGACAGAAUAGGUACGGAGAAUGCCUUCUCAGUGGCCAAACUAACUGGCCCUCGUUUUGCGGGGGGUGGAUUUCCCCUCAGCAAGUCAUCCAAGAUGAAGUCCUAACUCCGAGCUGCUGGCUGGGUCCAGUUGAACAGCUCACGAAAUUCACUCUGGAACAUUUUGGAGGAAUCUCUUUGAAAUCCCUUGGAUCACAGACAUUUAGGGAAAUCAGUCCUCAGAUUCCAGGAUGGAAAGAAACGCAGAACUAUUAUAGUCAUGUACAUAUAAGAGUGAUGACGUUCUACAUAGUCCACAUGGAUAUUAACAGAAUGUAAUUAUAUCUGUUCAAUUAGGCCAACCCAUUCCAUGAAGCAGAUCUUUUGUUACUACCACAUUGAUUUAUUUUGAAAUGCACCACAUCUAGAUACUCUGUAUGGAUGAAAGUUUGGAUCCUAAUGUCUAUUAUAGACAUCAAUGCAUAGGUUUUAUAUUUUUAAAAAAAUUUUUUGAAAUGCAAUGCAUUCUUAUUAAUAAGAAUCUAUUAUAAUUAUUCCUCAUUAACAAGUCAUUGAUGAGAUGAGAAAGAAGGACACACUCUCGAGUAUUUAAAAAGUGUUCUGAGAGUGAUUUCUAUGUGGAAGUUCUUUUCAGGCCUGGGGUAUGACAAUCUAUUCCAAAGAGACAUACUAAUAAAUGCUUCAUCAUAAAAAAUAAAAAGAACCUUUGUAGAGAUUUUGAUCUUUGCUUUGGUAGAGUACGUAAUUAAAGUUUAAAACUACUGUGAGAAAUGUUUAACCCAAGGAUGUGAUUCAGAGGAACCAAGACUGUAAAAUGAGGGGUUUGGGCUGGUAUCCAUUGAAGGUCUAUCCUUUCUAGACCUCACACUUGGAGAACAGAGUUACAUGGGACAGAGAUCUGUUUGCCUUCCAGGCUGCAGGCCAGCAUUUUGAGCCGCUGAAUCCAUUGUAUUUUCUUUGUGUUGAAGCCACAGUUAUGUGGGCAUCAGUUCAAAGUUCCCUUGUUUAAAGUGUCCAGUCAGUAAUAUUAUGUGGGACUCUCUGGCCAUCUCUCCCCCAAUAACUUGACCUCUGUAAUUUUUUAAAAAUAAUUGAGGAGUAAGUAGCUUAUGGAUAAGUAAGGCCAGUAUAAGUAGAUCAUUCCAUUUGUGCUGCAGAACUGAGGUUCCCAUUGAGAGGAGCAGGAGACUUAAUGGCCCCAAGAUGUUUGUUUAGAUUAUCCAGAGAGGUGGGAGUUUAGAGGGAUCUAAAAUCAUAUUCCGCUGUCCCUCUCAGUUCACCUCCAGAAGCAGACCCAAUGCAAUGAUGGCCAUGAAAGCGAUUGAUUCUGAAAUGAUCCCAGGAAACAUCCUAAGAGUUGGGAAAGUAGGACAGGGAAGGGAAGGAGACCAACCUAAGGGUCAAUGUCAAGUUCCAUGGUGGGAGACUUUGGCUGGACCUUUCAGGGAGCUCUGGAGACAAUGUAAUCACAUCUCAGAGUGUCCCCAUCAGGGUGAGGGAACUGGGAUAUUUAUAUCCCCCAUGCUUCCGGUCACUGGCCAAGGACUGCUCUGGAAGGGUCUUUCUGGUCUUCCCUGUAGGCAAACCAGCUCUCAAAGAGACAGCGGUUGCUGACUGUUGGAAGCAGAAGUGGUUAAGGGCUGGGGGAACUGAGUCAGGCAGUGUCAUCCUCUGUUGCUUCUCUCACAUGAUCACAGUCGAGAGCUGCAGAUGGAAAUCAACCUCCAGUGUAGCUGGUGACCCUGUGGUGAGGUGUGAUCAUCAGCAAUUUGUGUACCAUGCGGGAGCAUGAGAAUGGUUAUAUACACAAGAGAAUUUGCUUAGAAAACCUUAAACCUGAAGAAUCACAGUGGGGCCAUUUCCAGUUUUGAAAAUCACUGAUGCUGUAUUCCCUCAGAGCCAACCACAUUCUGUUUAGACAGAAGACUUUUACAGGUAAGGUGAGGCAAGACAGUUAUGACAUGUGCAGCACUGGAGGGUUUCCCAUCCAUUCAGGAACAUUUUGAAGUAUAGUCAUAGCCAACUUCCUUCUGAGCCCUUGGGUGGCUUUGUGAGAGGUUCACUUCUCUAGAGAAAUGGGGUCUGUGAUUCUUGAUCUAUUGCAGUAUGGCAAAGACUCUGGAGACAGAUGCCAGGUUCAAAUCCUGGCUCGUCAUAACAAUUGAGUUGUUUUGAGGAUUAAAUGAGUUAAUGUAUGUAAGCUUAGAACAAUGUCAGGCCCAUAGUAAUUGUUCAAUAAAUACCUGCUAUUACUAUUACAUGAGAUACCUUAUGUUUUGAAAUUUGAGAAUCAAAGUUGUUACAUAAUACUUUAUUAUAUCAACUAUAAAGAUGAUUCUUAUCCUCGUUUAGCGGGUGAGUGACAUUAAAAUGUCUGGAUGAAGCUAGAUUUGCUAAUGUAAUUUAUAGUUUAGUAUCUUGCAGAAAUGCCAUAUUGGGGAACCUCAUGAAAACUUCUGUAUAUUUUUCUUAUAACUGUGAUCUGGGGACAGAUCCUUCACUUUCAGGAGUUGGAGCUUCCAGAGGGAAAGACCCUGGUGGCCUCUGGCUACCAUUUUCUUCUUGUUUCUCUCCAUGUAAUGGAGAAGGGUGGUCAGCCUCUGCUGAUGACCUCUGACCUUGGUCCCAUGAGCCGAGAUCGCACAGGCUCUGGGAGCUGAUGCAGCAGCUCUAUCAGCUCAAUACACUUAUGUUCAAACGGAGGAAGAGUAGAUUAAGGCUUAGAAAAGGUGGAAGAUACUGCUGCUGCCUCUCAUUUACUGCACAUCCUGACAGCCCAGGGUAUUAAAAGCAAUAACUAUUUAGGUGCAGGUGUUGCCACUGUAGCCACAGUACAAAAAUGAGCUAUUAAAAACACUGAGAUUUGCAGAUCAUUAAAGAUAACUGUGAACUCACGGUGGGUUUAAGGUGCUUUUAAAAUCACAUAUUUGAGCUGCAUUGUAAAGCAACAUUAGGAGAUUAUACAGUAGCAUCAUCUUACCCCAGGGUUUUGAGCGUUUCAGAAAGGAGUCCUGUUGCUAAACCAGCCAUUGACUCUCAACUGGGCUGAUGGGGAGCUGGUAUGGUUUCUCUGUUGAUAGAGAGACACAUGAUAAAGGGGACUCCCUGGUCAUUAUUUGCUGAUCAUAGCUUCUCAGCGACUGCUCUUAGGCCAGGUUUUUAUUGUGCUUACCUCUGAAGAAGUUGCUCAGAGCAAAGGUUUGUUGCUGUGAUAAGCCAUAGGGAUGGAGGUUGUCACGCUAGGAGGAGAUGGCAGCAACUCUCCUUGUCGUGGGCUGUAAUUUUGCUAUAAAAAUUUAUCCAGGGUUGAUAAUUAUUGUUUGAUUUCCCUGCUUGCUCAACCAGAUUCUGAAGUUUGACCUAGGCCAAGAUACCCAUCAGAAAAUACUAUAUCAUGACUUUAGAGCAGAAUGGCAUUUCAGAGCCCGGACAAUUUGAGGAAAGAUAUUCUCUGUCUUAAACAUAAUCAGUUGUAUGGAGACCUAGUUGUAAUAGAAGCAAAGGGAGGGCAUUUUAAAAUAGUAAAAUAGUUAAAAAAUAUAUCUCACGGGCUUCCCUGGUGGCGCAGUGGUUGAGAGUCCGCCUGCCAAUGCAGGGGACACGGGUUCGUGCCCUGGUCUGGGAGGAUCCCACAUGCCGCGGAGCGGCUGGGCCCGUGAGCCAAGGCCGCUGAGCCUGCGCGUCCAGAGCCUGUGCUCCGCAACGGGAGAGGCCACAACAGUGAGAGGCCCGCGUACCAAAAAAAAAAAAAAAAAAAAUAUAUAUAUAUAUAUCACUAUUUUCUUUGUAGUAGAUAGGAAGUAUUUUUAUGGCAUUAUCCAUUUUUAACUUCUAAUUCAAUGCUGUUUUAGUAUACCAUUUCUCAUAUCUAUUAUUUAAAAGUUCCAUUAGGGUUUUGAGAUCCAUUAGAAUUUUAUAACAGUAUGAAAUGUGAUGUCAACAGGGUACGAUUUUUCUUUUUUAUAAUUAAAAAUAGAUUUUUUCCCCUAUUUUAAAGUACCUAAUUGAACUACAGAUAGAAAAUUAGAAAAUACCAAUAAGCAAAAAGAAAGAGGACAUCAAUAAUCCCACCAUCUAUUGAUAACUAUUGUUUUCCUGGGCUAAUGCACGUCUCAUCCGCUGUACCAGUUGUUCAUGCCCACCAUCUGUUCUGACUGGUUGGUGCUUGUAAUUCCCAAUUGUUAAAUAUUUUGUAUAUCACCUUUGAAAUACUACUGUUUUAUAAUUUUGAGUGUAUCUUUCUGGACAUUUAAAAUAAGUAUAUAUAGAUAUAUUUUGUUUUUUAAAAAUCAAAGAUGUAAUUGAGAUAUAAUUCACAUAUAGUGAAAGCAUGGAUUUUAAGUGUACAGUUUGGUAAGUUUUGACAAAUGCAUAUGCCCAAGUAACCACUACCACAAUCACUACCACAACUGCAACCCCUGCCCUCCACCACCGCCAAGAAUGCCAUUAUGCCCCUUGGCAGUCAAUAUUCACAGCCCCCAUCCAGCCUAAGCAACAAUGGAUCUGUUUUUCAUCUUAUAUUAGUUAUGUCUUUCUUAGAUUUCAUAUAAAUGGAAUCAUACAGUAGGCACUCUUUUGCACCUGGCUUUUUUUCAUGUAGUUUAAUGUUUUUUUGAGAUUCACCAAUGUUGUUGUUUAUAUCAGUAAUUAAUUCAUUUUUAUUGCUGAGUAAUAUGCCAUUAUAUCAACAACACAAUUUGUCUAUUGGUUUACCUGUUGAUGGGAAUUCAGGUUGUUUCCAGUGUUUAGCUAUUAGGAAUAAAGUUGCUAUGAAUGUUCAUGUACAAGUCUUUAUGUAGACAGAUAUUAUCAUUUCCAGGAAUGGAAUUGUUGGAUCAAUUCAAGGGUAUGUAUACACUUAAUUUGAUGAGAAACUGCCAAACUGUUGGACCAUUUUACAUUCCUACCAACAAUGUGUGUGAAUUCCAGUUACUCUAAUCUUUUUCAGUAUUGUCAGUAUUUUUUUAAGCCAUUCUAUUGGAUAUAUAGUGGUAUCUCAUUGUGGUUUAAAUUUGUAUUCCCCGAUGACUAAUAAUGUUAAACAUUUUUUUUUUUUUUGCGGUACGCGGGCCUCUCACUGUUGUGGCCUCUCCCGUUGCGGAGCACAGGCUCUGGACGCGCAGGCUCAGCGGCCAUGGCUCACGGGCCCAGCCGCUCCGCGGCAUGUGGGAUCCUCCCGGACUGGGACACGGGUUC
Messenger RNA from Orcinus orca (killer whale), 7835 nucleotides. RefSeq names its product cilia and flagella associated protein 58 (gene CFAP58). Bases 124 to 2745 code for a protein of 873 amino acids. The transcript is spliced from 18 exons. The record is from RefSeq and is a predicted model, not a curated record. NCBI's taxonomy places the organism in Eukaryota, Metazoa, Chordata, Mammalia, Artiodactyla, Delphinidae. Gene Ontology annotation, cellular component: cytoskeleton.